AUUCGGUUGGGCGUUUUCCGUAACGAUGACAACCUCACUAUGACGACCUCAGCUAACAGUGUACUUUCGAGCUAGACGGGAGUCGCUAUAUAACAAAAACCGUUCUCUACUAUAAAAGUACAAUGAAUUCUAACAAGAAAUUUUCGAAUAACUUUGAAGCUUGUAUCUUUAAAGCUAAGAAAAAUAUUUUGCAAACUAUUAAUAAAAAGAAUUCCGUAAGUAGUGUCACGAGGAUCCUUCGUCGUGAUUUGAAGUCUCAUCUCUCCGAUGUAUCGAAAAAUGUGGCUUGCGAUUGUAAUCACAUGAGAUCAUACACUUAUGACAAUGUCGACAGUGAUCUCUCCUCUGGAAAACACAAUAAAUACACGCAAUCAGUUGCAUAUGUAGGCGGUUCGUUGCGGAUGUUAAGCAGUGAAGAAUGUAUUCAAUGCUAAAAAAUACGUGUUCCAUACAUUCUUCAAAACCCAGUUUACAUAUGGUUUACAUUAAACUAGGGAUUUAUUUGGAGGUAAACCAUGAAACAAAAUUGUAAAAAUCUUACUAUUAACUUUUUAUUUAGGCUCUUUGGUUUGAUAAUGUUUUCAUAUAUUUACAUUAGUUUAAAACUUUGUGUUCAGUCGUUAUGAGUUUUUCGCAAAGUUGUAUUUUCAACAUACUUUGUACUCAUCUGAAUAUAGGGCCCGUUUCAAUAUAUAAUUGUUCAAGAUCGAAAUAAAUAGCUUCAAGAUUGACUCCUCUGUGAUAGAAUCUGUAAUGUAUCAGACGAGGUCUAGAUAUUACUUACAUCUGUCAGCCUAACGGUAUGUCAAAAGUUAGAUACAAAUUGUACUUAGGAUGGGUAUAUUUUAGAUAGGCUAGUGUUGAACGUCAGACAAAUAAACAAAAGAUGUGGUGAUCCUUUAAAGGAUAGGAAUUAGUUAAUACACUGACUGAAAGAGUAUUAGGGUGACACAGUUCUUAUUAGCUACUUAAAAAAUACAGGAUGUGGAUGAGCAUACCAUCAUACAGAUGUAUAAAGCAUGUUAAAGGUGUUUGAGAGGGCCAAAUACGUGGACAAAAUAAAUGGAAAGAUUAUGAUACUAAAUUUACACGAUAUUAAAUGGAAAAAGGAUUUUGGAAUCAAACAACCUUCACCUUAUUGUAAAGAAAUUUACUUCUCUUCUGAACGAAUGGCCUGAAACUGACCAUUAUUUAAAGUUAGAGUUCAAUAAAGUUUAAAUUUUUAAGUCAGUCAGCCGGAGAGUACAACAUUGCAUAAGUUGUUACACCACACUAAUACAAUGAGAUGAAAUUGCGAAGACAAGUCCCUGAUUAGUAGAACUAAUAGCAGCGUCACUAGUAGAAGGGAAGAUUAGAAACAGGAAAUGCAAUACAAGAAGAAACAAUUUAUCCUCAAAAGUGAAAGAGAAAAAUCAUAAAAUGAUUUCGAAAUUUGGGAUCCAAGGGUUGAUAAAAAAUGAAUGCAACUUAAAUGGUGGUGUUAUAGUUGUAUACAGAACAUACAUCAUAUACAUUCUAUUUGAGCACAGAAAUGUUUAUAUUAUUUCGUUUUUCUCCAGGUUACUGCUUUACGUCGGUGAUACGUUCUCGAACGCGCAUUUACUUUGGUUUCUGGCUACGUUUAGCUACAGAUUAUAAAUCCGCACGUAUUUUGCGUGACCAUAAUCUACUCAAAUCAUCUUUACUUUUUUGGAAAUACGAAUUUGACUAUCGAAUCUCGCUAAAAUUUGCAAACAAAAAGGCUACAGAUUAUCAUAACUUUAAUAUGAAGUUGCGCUCACUUUUUAUUUGGGUGUCUUACGUACAAAGAAGACGGAAAAGCAACAAGUCAAAAAGUAUGGCAAAUGCUAAUUAUCGUCUUCAGGCAUUGCAAAGUCAUAUGACAUGUUGGAAAAUGAAGCAUUUUUUAACUGGAGAAUCUGCUGUUGAAAAAUCCCUUUUUUCUGCAGCAAGAGCUCACCACCGUCGGCAUGCUUUACGUAAAACUUUAUUUGCUUGGAUGUUAAGAAAUCAGUUUUGGCAACAAAAAAGGACAUUACGUAAUACCGCACUAAAGUUUCUUCACAAUAAACUGAACAAAUCUAUCAUGGUAUCAGUAAUUCAAGAAUGGUAUCACCAAAUUUCAGAUAUUCAAACUUCAAAUAAACAUAAUAGGUAUAGGAUUUUGAAGACGUUCCUAAAAAUGUGGUCACAUCGAUGCGAAGUAACUAUUAUAGAACGUCAAAUGUAUUAUUCUGCUUGUAAUUUACAUUCUAUUUCAGUACGUCGUCGGUGCUUUUCGCUAUGGAGAAAUUAUGCAUUAUACAAGAGAAAAAAAUACAAACAAAUAAAAUUUGUUACUCGAUUUUAUAAAAUAAAUCAAAUAAAAAAGUAUUUUGUUGCUUGGAUGAAUUACCAUUUUGUGGCUGCUGAUCAUCGCAGUAGUGUUCAAUCCAUGAAUAUGAAACGUAAUACAUCAUUGAUCAAACAGUGUCUACUAAAAUGGAAAGAUUAUUGUACUAUUAAACAAGAAUUAAUGUCAAAAUUAUCUCAUUUUAAAAAGUGUCAGAAAGGCAAAUUACUCAAAGAAUAUUUUCAAUAUUGGUUGAGUAAUCUUCUCUUUAAACAGUCACAAGAACUAACGAUAUGGAACUUUAGAAAACAAAAACUUAUGGAAAGCAUAAAAAAGUUAUUUCUUGCAUGGUCACAAUGGACUUUUAGUCGUCGAGAAUAUCAUUUGAAAAUGCAGCUUACUUUUAAAAUAAGUUUAGAGAAUAUGCGAAUUGUUACUAUACGAAUUUGGUGGACACGUUGGAGAUCUAUGUAUAACUAUUGUUCAAGCAUUAAACUUGCAUGCAGAUUUUAUAACAAGCAAAUACUUGUUCAGUGUCUCAAUUGCUGGUCUGCUUUUAUUAUUAUCCAGAAAUAUAAAAUCAAAUUAAUUGAAACAGCUAAUGACUUUCGAAUUCGAACAAUUCAGAAACAAUUCUUAAGACAAUGGCAUUUAAAACUAACUGAAAACAGAAAACUUCAAGCUUUGAAAUCCAUAGCUCUAGUGAGAUGGUCUUUAUGCUUACAAGCAAAAGUGUGGAAGGCUUGGCAUUUAUGGAUUGGAAAACAAAAGUAUAAAAGAAACAGACGAAAAAUUGCUACCCAACGGUAUUAUGAGCACAAAACUGUCGACUCUCUAAGACUAUGGAUUACUGUGGCUUUAAAUAAACGUCAUGAAAGACAUAUGAAGUACUGUUCAAAAUUUUGGAACAAUGACAUUCGUGUUUUUCAAUUAGUACUUAAUACAGCAACACGUUGGUACUGGUGGACGUUUUCUAGAGGAAUUCGUCAAAAUAUAAGGGAACUUAAUGCGAGUAGUAUUUGGGCUGACUUUUCUGGAUUGACUAAUGAAAAUCGCAUAUCGAGACUUUCAGAGUGUGGCAGUAAUUUCAGAGCAAUACGAAAUCGUGAACUAACACCUGCACGUUUUCCUGAUUUUAUUAUCCCUGAACUAAAUUCACUUGGGCUUACUAAUACUGCAGAAUUCGAACAAACAUCAGUUCAUGUACCUCCAUUAAUAGAAACUUUUCACCAUGAGACGACCAAUUGUCCAGAUAUUCAUUCCUGUGUUUAUUCAUUUUCCAAUCCACCAGAUGUUCAUGAAAUUAAUUUAUAUCUAGACUCAUUGGUGGAGCGGAUAUCUUACUACAGAAUGAUAAAGUCGAAAUAUAAACUGAUUCAUCAACGCCUUUAUUUAGAGGGUCAGACUGAGAUUAAAGCUACUUACAAUGAAGAGGGAUCUGCUGAUGUAUAUUUCAAGUAUCAACUGAAGAUGGAGAAAGAUACGUGUAACCUGCUCAUCAAACAACUACGAUCUUUUUUUGUCCAGUUAUCUAAGUCUACAUAAUAUAAAAUGUAUCAAUUGCAUUUUCUGUACUCCUUCGCUGGAAUUUGUUAUUAGUGACGCUUUCGUGUCUUUCAAGUCUAAUAAUCGUGUCUUUAUUACUGUAUGGAUAAAGUGCAUUCACAUACUCUAUACUCUUAUUCUGACAUCAACACAUGAUCUGGAUGCUCUAGAAAAGUCAAUAUCUGUUUUCUAUUAUUAGUAACCGUUGUAUCCCGUGGAGAAUUACGAAUGGUAACUUUUGAGGACUAUUCAUGUACCAAUAUGAUAUAUAUAUAUAUAUUUCCUAUUGCAUAACUGUUAUGUAACUAAACUAUUCAUAUUCGUGUCCCUCUUAUUAUAAGCUUUAUUUUGACCUAAAGACUAUGAUUAUACGAUUUACCAUUCCUAAGUUAUACCCAGUCUAUUAAUUACUGUCCCCCCUAUUCACGGUCACAUUUGGCCAAAUCUUGUACAAAUGUUAUUUUCUAUUUUAUGAUACGAUGGGGUCAGUUUGUUUGGUAUAUAAACCCAACAUGUUUGAG
Molecule: messenger RNA, 4398 nt
Organism: Schistosoma rodhaini
Lineage: Eukaryota; Metazoa; Platyhelminthes; Trematoda; Strigeidida; Schistosomatidae
Source: the annotation of a GenBank genome assembly